UUCAUUGUUAUUUUUAUGGAUUUAGAUGGAGGAGCAAGCAACGGGAACAGCGCUCCGUUAAGCGACGUAGCUCUCAGCUGGGCAUUCGACAAUUUGUGUAGAGUGCCGGGGGCGGGGGCGUGCGCGGUGCGGAGGGCGAGGUCGCACACGCAGCGCUCGCGACGCUCUCCCGUGCGUGAUGCCAGUGCCACACUGUCGCAGCGACGGAGAUCAGUGCCGCGUACCGUACGACUGUGUGUCCUACUGACUCGCGGCUAUCGGCCCACGUCGCGCGCGAACUUGUCGCGGCGCAGAAAUAAUCAGUUCAAGUUCAAGUCUCCCGGAGGUGGUCAGCAAUCAUAUAAAACUUUACGUGAAGGAGGCGCCGGCGAGUUCAAACUAAUCGACACGAAGACAACGAAGAACCCAUGCAUGAACGCCGACGGCUCUGUGUGAUCAGUCUGAAAUUAAAUUAUUGAGUGCUUUGUGAUAUUAGAAGUGUUCCAUGCCUCGCUGUAACUCAUACUGUGCUAAUAAAUGUGCCAAGUGAUGAGCAAGA
Messenger RNA from Vanessa atalanta (red admiral), 538 nucleotides. RefSeq lists its product as uncharacterized. The coding region runs from base 16 to 435 and encodes 139 amino acids. The transcript has 2 exons. The record is from RefSeq and is a predicted model, not a curated record. NCBI's taxonomy places the organism in Eukaryota, Metazoa, Arthropoda, Insecta, Lepidoptera, Nymphalidae.